This is a messenger RNA of Caretta caretta (loggerhead turtle), 1370 nucleotides long. RefSeq names its product cyclin dependent kinase inhibitor 3 (gene CDKN3). Gene Ontology annotation, biological process: protein dephosphorylation. NCBI's taxonomy places the organism in Eukaryota, Metazoa, Chordata, Testudines, Cheloniidae. The record is from RefSeq and is a predicted model, not a curated record. Gene Ontology annotation, molecular function: protein tyrosine phosphatase activity.
GCCGGGCCGAACCCUAAGGGGCGGGACGGAGGCCUGUUCAAACCGGCGGCUGCGGCCCGGCCCGAGCGCCGGGGAGCGCGCCGGGAUGGUGAACCUGCUCCAAAUGAGGUGUGUGGCUGACCGGUCAGGUUGGAACUCUGGUAUUUGUAACGCUGAGGUUCUGCUAUACUAAUGUUACUGCUGAUUCUAGCAGCAUGUAUUAGUGGACUUCCUGGCGCGAUGCAAGCAAAUGAGUUUGACUCAUCUGAUGAAGAGCCUAUUCAAGAUGAUCAGACACCAUUUCAGAUAUCAUGGUUAGCCCUGUCGUCUCUCUAUUGUUCUCAGUUUCUGGGAGUAUGUUCUCUGCCAGGCUGUAGGUUCAAGGAUGUUAAAAGAAAUCUUCAGAAAGAUAUAGAAGAAUUAAAGAGGUAUGGGACACAGGAUAUAUUUGUGCUCUGUACCAGAGGAGAACUCUCAAAAUAUCGGGUGCCAAACCUACUAGACUCCUACCAGCAGCACGGGAUUAUUGUGCACCAUCAUCCUAUUCCUGAUGGAGACACUCCUGACAUCACCAACUGCUGUACCAUUCUGGAAGAACUAAGGGGCUGUCUGGAAAGCAACCGGAAAACAUUAAUACACUGUUACGGAGGACUUGGACGUUCAUGUCUCACUGCAUGUCUUCUGCUUCAAUUAUCUGAUGCAAUGGAACCCCAAGAGGCAAUAGAGAGCCUCCGAGACUUAAGAGGAUCUGGGGCAAUACAGACAAUAAAGCAAUACAACUAUCUCCAUGACUUUCGAGAGAACCUGGCUGCACAUCUGUCAACAAAAGAUGCAAUAUUAAGAUCAGUAUCACGAUAAAACUAAUAUUAGCAUUAUGGUAUAUCUAUUUUGUGUACAUAUGGUACUUCGGCUGAGUACAAGUUCUACGUAAAAAGACAUUGCUCACCUACAUGACCUUUUAAUACCACUUUAUUAGUCACUCCUUCUAGCAAAGUAUUAUCCUAACACCCAGUCUCUCUACUGUAAAUAGAUACAAGACUGAUGCUAGAAAGGGUCUUGUGAGCUAUAGUAAAUCCUGCAUUACAAACUUCCAAGGAAUAAUUUCUAAGUUCAUACUCUACAAGUAUUUCCACACAUGAAGGAAGAAAUGCUAUGCUGGUGUCCCCGCCAUUUCUAAUGGACUUGUUUUAGUACAGUAACUUCAGCAGUUCACUGCUGAUGCAUUAAUUCCCUUCAUCAAGUAUGUCCUUACCAGUAUACAAGUUUCAACAUGCUGAACUAGUAUUUUGGUUUUUAAAUUUUGUCGUUUUCUGUAUGUUGCAUUUUAGGUAUUUACGCAAUGGAGGGUAUUACCGGGGAUCUCAAAUAAGAAAUAAAGCUAAUGCAUUAUC